AUGGCGGAAAAGAGAGCAUUUGAAUGCUUUGGCAGACUACCAGAGUAUCUGCGAACCAAGAUAUACGAGUAUGCUUGUUCUGUUUCCAGAAUUGUCGACGUCCAAGAAAUUUUUCUCAACCCAGAUUUUCCAUCUUACUAUCCACCAUACAUAGCUACACACUUCAGAGGCGGUCGAGAAUGUGCUGUCAUUUCAGAAACGCGUCCACCAGCAAUCCUCAAUGUUUCGAAAGAAGCUCGAGCAUAUACUUUGACAAAGUAUACUGCUAUAGACGAAAAGAUCCUGUCCAAGAAGGGCGAUGAAGAAGUCAACAAGAGUCCUGUGUAUGUUAACUCGGAUGUCGAUAUCGUGUAUCGUGGCAAGGGCCCAUGCAGUACAUCACACGCUUUCGCUAUGAAACACGAAUGUUUAGAGGAUUUUCUGGUACCAGUGGCUUUUAGCAAAGUGUUAGCUGUGGAUAUCUACGGCAUUAUUCCUCAUGACAUGGCUUGGUUAGAAAGAUUUUACAGAAAGCGAGGAUAUGAUGAGAAAACGGCCAAAUUAAUGCCGGAGUUGGAGUAUUAUGAAGAACGGGGUUGGGAGAUUGCGUAUUUAGCACGAAAAGGUGUCACCGAAAUUAUCAUCAUACUCGACAACGAUGACAAUAUGACGGACUUCGAGCUGUGUGAUUUACAAUCUAAUGAGCAGAGUUGGACACCUCGAGAAAAAGGGGCAUAUCUAGAGCUUGAGAGGCUAAAACGCCAGAUCCAUUGUGCCUGGUCCGGCUUUGAGGAUGAAGAUCCUGAGUUAAUUGAGGGCUUGAGCAUUCCUAAGAUUACGGUUGGUCUCGAAUAUCAACUCGCUGUCUCAACUCGCUGA
This is a messenger RNA of Glarea lozoyensis ATCC 20868, 858 nucleotides long. RefSeq lists its product as uncharacterized. The transcript has a single exon. The record is from RefSeq and is a predicted model, not a curated record. Bases 1 to 858 code for a protein of 285 amino acids. NCBI's taxonomy places the organism in Eukaryota, Fungi, Ascomycota, Leotiomycetes, Helotiales, Helotiaceae.